AUGCCGGAAGAUGAGCAGAUUCUGGAAGACGCAGGGAUGCUGGAAGAUGCAGAGAUGCUGGAAGAUUCAGGGAUGCCGGAAGAUGCAGAGAUGCCAGAAGACGCAGAGAUGCCGGAAGAUGCAGAGAUGCCGGAAGAUGCAGAGAUGCCAGAAGAUGCAGAGAUGCUGGAAGGCGAGCAGAUGCUGGAAGCCCUGGAGAUGCUGGAAGCCCUGGAAAUGUAGGAAGACAAGGAUUUUCGGGAAGACGUGGCUUAGUUGGAAGACGUUGAUGUUCUGGAAGACGUGGAUUUUCCGGAAGACGUAAAUUUGUUGGAAGACGUAGGUAGGCUGGAAGACAUGAAUUUGAUGGAAGACACACAGCUUUGUUGGAAGACAAGGAUUUGCUGGAAGACGUGGAUUCUGGAAGCCAUGGAUUUUCAGGAAGACAUGGAUUUUCUGGAAGACUUGAGGUCAUUGGAAGACAUGGAUUUCCUGGAAGACAUGUUUUUUCUGGAAGACGUGGAUUUUCAGGAAGACCCGAAUUGUCCGGAAGACCUGGAUUUUUUUGUGGAAGACGUAGAUUUGCUGGAAGACUGGAGGUUACUGGAAGACAUGGAUUUUCCGGAAGACGUGGAUCUCUAGGAAGACAUAUAUUUGUUGGAAGACCUGGAUUUAGUGGAAGACAUAAAUUUUCUGGAAGACGUGGCUUUAUUGGAAGACCUGGAUAUAUUUAGUGGAAGACAUAAAUUUUGUCUGGAAGACGCGGACUGA
This is a messenger RNA of Lontra canadensis (Northern American river otter), 750 nucleotides long. It is a transcript of the gene CDR1, whose product is annotated as cerebellar degeneration related protein 1. NCBI's taxonomy places the organism in Eukaryota, Metazoa, Chordata, Mammalia, Carnivora, Mustelidae. The record is from RefSeq and is a predicted model, not a curated record.